AUUCGGCUUCACAAUGUUGGCAGCAAUGUCGACAAUUGACAAGAAGGAAGAAUUGGACAACAAACGGGGAACCUGUUGUUCGUAGGAGAGGAGGAUUAUGGGAAUGUAGACACGCUACGAACGCGAUUACGAUCAUGAACACCAAAACAAAUUCACAAAAUGUGUCGAAUUCGUACAACGGAGAUACUAUUGGAAGGAACAGUCCAUCAGCAUUGUUAGUAGUGCUAGCAGAAGUUGCGUCUCAAACAUUGCAUUCAGAAACAAAGCAUAUUGAUUCGUUGCUGGCAGCACAAUGUAAACCUAGAACAGCGAGUAUUAAACGGAAAGAAUCAUGCUUUACUGUAUCUCAGCUUUUAUCUAUGCCUAUUUCCCAUCUUGUUAAGCAAUUUACUAUUUUUACAAGUGACGAGCUCAAAAGACAAUAUUCUUAUACAUGUGCAUUAAUACCUGGCUGUCAACAGAAAUAUACUAGUUUUGCCAGCGAAGAAAAGGCAAGAGCAUCCAUUAAAAGUCAUUUAGAAGAGCAUUUAGAAUAUCUGAAAGCAGAUAAAGAAACCUAUGAUACAUUUACAGCAAAAAGUAUAACCCAUAAGAAUUUAAAAACUAAUUUACAAAGUAAAAAAAGUCGGAUACAGCAGUCCAAAAAACCUCAAGAAACAAUAAAUAAGAAAAAUAAAGAUGUGAUAUUGGAAAAAUCUACAAAUUAUUUACGUAAAAUACUUUUAAAUGAUAUUAAUAUUAAAGAGAAUGAGAAGCAGAAAUGUUUUCAGAAUUCGGAAAAUAAGGAAACGCACAAUUCCGAAUUAAAAAAUUCUGACCAAAUGGAUACUAAGGUCCUUGGAGAUCAUAGUUAUUUUGAACGAUUAGAUGAUAAGAUGCCUAAUAAAAAGGGAAUGCCAUCUUUUAAUAAUGUCCUGGAUAAUACAAGAAAAGAAAAUAUUGUAUUGAUGGUUGUUGGUAGUGAUAGUGUACAUAUGAAAGAAUAUUCUUCUGUCAACCAGAAAUUAGCAGAAAACACAAAUUGUCAAGAUUCUGAUAUUCUCUAUUCAUCAGAUUCAUGGUCAGAGGAAACUCUGAUAAAAAAUACAGAAAUAUCUACAGUUACUAAACCUAAAGGAAAAGCGAAGUUUAUUGGAACGAGUAAGGAAGAGAGGGAAAUGGCAUUAGCAUAUAUAGAGCGUAUUAAGAAGAAAGGCAAUCCUACAGGAAGUAAUCUACAAUGUCGCAUUUGCGAUCCACCUCGUAGUUUCACCGCGCCUACAACUUUAGUAUCUCAUUAUCGUAGUCACGCUGGAAUAAAACCAUACGAGUGUCGAAUAUGUAGAGCAGUUUUCACAAGAAGACACAGUUUGAAAUAUCAUAUGUUGAUUCAUCAAAAUCAGACGCGCUUUACGUGUCUAGAUUGUGGAAAGAAGUUUAGACAUCCAUCACACUUUAGGGAACAUCAACGUAGACACACUGGAGAAGCCCCAUUUGGAUGUGACGAUUGUGGACAACGGUUCAAAACAAGAAAUACGUAUAAACGUCAUUUAAAAACACGACACGGUAAAAUUCUUACAACAAUUGGUGAAGUUUUGCAUCUUUCUGAAGAAGACUUUGAAAAAGUUCGGACCAAUCGAAGAAAGAAAGAUUGUGUCCCAGAGAUUACAAUGAAUGUCGAUAAUAUCGAAUCCAAUGUGAUUGUAGAUUUUGGAAAUUACCAUGACAAAACGCAAAUUGUUACAAAUUCAAUAGAAGAAUAUGUUCUGAAAGAGAAUAUUGAGGAUAUUAAUAAAAAUUUGGAAACAAAAGGUACUGUACAAUUUGUUGAUAAAUGUCUUGAGAAUUUUGAAAUUUGUUCAGAAUCUCAAUUGAAGACUAAUGGUAUAGAGACUGAAAUAGCUAUAGACUGUAAAUAUUCCGAUAAAAAUAAUAAAAGUGUCAGUGUGGAACAUAUCAAUGGUGUAGAAAAUGGCCUGCUACAAUUAAAAAAUCCUUUUUACGAAAAUUUAAAAAUAAUCAAUAAUGAAGAAAAUCACAUUAUUUAUCAACAUAACAUCGAAGAUCAGAACAAAGUUUAUGAUUGCAGCAACAAGAUACAAUGGCUUGAAUAUUCUGAAGUAAAAUGUAAUAAUGAGACUUCAAAAGAAGAAGAUGAAGAUAUAAUAGAGGAUACAAUAAAUAUAGAUCUUUCAGAAGAGGUACACAGAAAUAAAUUACAUGUGUUGCAAGAAUCUAUACACAAUUAUCACAAAAUCAUAUGCAAUAGUGAUAUGCCAGAUAAAACCGCAACAUAUGUGCAUUUAGAAACUGAACAAGCAGAAACUACAAAUUUCGAUAAAAAUAACCAAACAUGUGGUGAAAAAUAUGAUGAACACAUUAUUAUUACACAAAACAAUGACAUGAAUGAAAAAUCUAAUGAAUAUACUUAUAAUGCUGAAAAUAAAGAAUCUGCAGGAAGUAAUAUAACUUUAUGUACACAGAUAACGAAUAGAGAUGUUAACAUUCUGCAAACAGUCGAUACAGUUAGAGAAGAGAUUAUGCCACAAAAUCAAGAUAAUAAUAUACUUCGAGAAAACGAAUGUGUAAAUGAAUCUAUUACGACUGAUUCAAUAGAAACCAUAAAUGUCUCUUCAAAAAAUUCUGUUAAAGAAAAUCAGACACUUGAUCAACAACAAGUUAAUCAAUGUUUAUAUAUACAUACUGAUCAGUUAAAUAGGAUAAUCGCGCAAAGUACAUGUAUAAACAUACCUCUACAUCAAACCGAAUUAUAUGGCAAUAAACAAAAUCAGUUGCAAACAAAAGUAGAUAAUUGUAGGAAAGUUCGAAUUUUAGACAGUAAUUUACAAGCAAUUGACAUAAAGCAACCUGACAAGCAAAAUACGAUUUUAUUUGUAUCUAAUGAUCAUUUGAAGAAUGGCAUUUUUCAAAUUGACAGAAAUAGUAUCAGAUACUGUCAAAGUUCUAAAAAGAUAGACAAUUUACAAAGUUAAUAUGAUAAUGAUAAUAAUAAUAACUGUACAAUAAAACAUGUAAA
Molecule: messenger RNA, 3016 nt
Organism: Cataglyphis hispanica
Lineage: Eukaryota; Metazoa; Arthropoda; Insecta; Hymenoptera; Formicidae
Exons: 6
Coding region: 135-2972 (945 amino acids)
Biological process (GO): regulation of transcription by RNA polymerase II
Cellular component (GO): nucleus
Molecular function (GO): RNA polymerase II transcription regulatory region sequence-specific DNA binding; DNA-binding transcription factor activity, RNA polymerase II-specific
Source: RefSeq, a predicted model, not a curated record